Molecule: messenger RNA, 1170 nt
Organism: Trypanosoma cruzi
Lineage: Eukaryota; Euglenozoa; Kinetoplastea; Trypanosomatida; Trypanosomatidae
Exons: 1
Coding region: 1-1170 (389 amino acids)
Source: RefSeq, a predicted model, not a curated record
AUGCGUCGCUGGUCGGGCCUUCCACUUGCACCUUUGUGGGGGCUAAUUGGGCGACGCAGGGUGUCGGGUGACGACCGCUCUGGUGAUAGCAGCGCAUUUCUUAGCGAUGAUGAGGCGUUACGCGGGGAACUUGCUUCCGCGCUAGAGACGGAGGGAGAGGCCGCCCCGUUGGAUAUCAUGCAGCACCAUCCCUUAGAGGCUGCGACGAUGAGCAGCAGCACUAGCACCAUUUAUUUGGAGAAAAUUGCCCGUCCUCCUGCUCGUUUUGAUCUUCUCACAAAUUCUUUUGUGUAUAAGUGGCAGACUAAGGCGGCAUUGGCUCGCAAAGUCUCAGGACCCAUGCGGGAAUGGGCAGCGGAGCUGAAGUAUAGAACGGGAGUGCAUAUGGAGCUGGAGCCCACUUUUCCCGAGCGAAUACCGGAUGAAGAGAGCAAAACCGGUGAGGGAGAUACCUACGAGACGGCAGAUGAUGUGGACAUUACAGUGUAUCUCUUUGGAUCUGAACGUGGGAUCUUUAACUGUCAUAAGUUGAUGGAGACUGCUAUACAGCAGGAUCCUGUGUAUGUGCGUCUGGGUGUUUUUAGACGGCUCCACGGUUCAAACGAGGUGGAGUGGUUGAUGUUGCGCCGUAUCAAUCGCGAGAUGCGGCCGCCUGAUAUUCCGCCUAUUUCUCUUAAACUACCAGGGAAAUGGACACUGCUAUACGAGCGCUACAAGGAGGCAGCUAUUCGUACGCUGUGGGAGGAAACGGGAAUUACCGUUGAUCCUACCAGCGUCUUUCCAACAGCACAGUUAUACCAAACUUCCCCGAAGUAUUACUGGCGUGUCCCUGUGCGUUAUUUUGUUGCUGAAGUACCGCACGACGUGCGCGUGGAAGGACCACAGGUGGUUCCAACACAAUACAUGCGAAACUGGGAUGUGCGUCUUCUCCGCCAGUCCCCGGACCCUAUCGAUCGUGCUUGGGCGCAGCUGGCGGACCCUAUCACUGGAUGUGCAUGGAUGAAGGCUCCCAUGAUUGAUGAACUGCAGAAGCCACUUCGGGGUGAGAAGUACAUGGCCACACGGUAUACGCCACCGCCAUACUCCAAUCUUCAGGAGGUUGUGGGCCUUGGCGAUGGUGACCAGGACACGCAGAAUAAAGAAACCGAGGCUGCUGACCCAAAUGCAUAG